Molecule: messenger RNA, 6006 nt
Organism: Lagenorhynchus albirostris (white-beaked dolphin)
Lineage: Eukaryota; Metazoa; Chordata; Mammalia; Artiodactyla; Delphinidae
Gene: CEP164
Product: centrosomal protein 164
Exons: 34
Coding region: 267-4748 (1493 amino acids)
Molecular function (GO): protein binding
Source: RefSeq, a predicted model, not a curated record
GUGGUUAUUGGCCGCUGCAGGGCAACACCCCGGCGUCCCUGGAAGCUGGGAGCCCGGGUGGUGCUGCGGAAUCUGCGCAGAGCCGGGAGCUAGCGCCCCGGGCCUCCCGGGGUGGGGGACAGAUUCUGGGAUUGGCAGGAGAUGGAUGAGGACAGUUAGGUGAUCCUUCCCCACAACUCCGUGGCUCACAGUGAGGGUCAGGCCUGGUGGCAAGCACAUCUCAUCAGGUUUCAUCUGAUCUGUCGGUGUUCGAGCCCAAACCAGUCAUGGCCGGAAGACCCAUCCGCAUAGGAGACCAGCUGGUUCUGGAGGAAGAUUAUGAUGAGACCUACAUGCCCAGUGAGCAAGAAAUUCUUGAAUUUGCCAAAGAGAUUGGUAUUGAUCCCAUAGAAGAACCAGAGCUGAUGUGGCUGGCACGGGAGGGCAUUGUGGCCCCACUGCCUGGGGAGUGGAAACCAUGCCAGGACAUCACAGGUGAUAUUUACUAUUUCAACUUUGCCAACGGGCAGUCCAUGUGGGACCACCCCUGUGAUGAGCACUAUCGGAACUUGGUGAUCCAAGAGCGGGGGAAACUGUCGACUCCUGGGGCCAUUAAGAAGAAAGAAAAGAAAAAGAAAAAGGAAAAGAAAGACAAGAAGGACAAAGAGACCUCCAAAAGUCCCCUGGCCCUGGGCUCCCCGUUAGCCCCCGUCCACAUUCCUCUCGGGGGUCUGGCCCCGUUAAGGGGCCUGGUGGAUGCCCCGCCCUCUGCUCUUCGUGGAUCUCAAAGCGUGAGCCUGGGGAGCUCGGUGGAGUCUGGUCAGCAUGGAGAACUCUCAAUGCCUUCACAGGGUCUCAAGACUUCUGCGUGUACAAAGGGUCUCCUGGGCUCCAUCCACGAGGACAAGCAUGCUCUCAGCCUCUUGGCUUUAGGAGAGGAGACCAAUGAGGAGGAUGAGGCGGAGAGUGACAACCAGAGUGUCCGAAGCUCAAGUGAGCUUCUUAAGAACCUGCACCUGGACAUCGGGGCACUGGGGGGUGACUUCGAGUAUGAGGAAUCUCCAAGAACAAGCCAGCCAGAGGAGAAGAAGGACACUUCUCUGGAUUCCGAUGCUGCCAGCCCCCCUACUCCUGGCAAGCUCUUCGGCCGAGGUGCAGAUAGCAGCCUGAGCAGUGCCGAUGGCCAAGGGCAACAGGGAACAGGGGCAAGUUGGCUUCCAGAAAAAGCAAAGAAUGAGAAGAAUGAUCCCGGGAUGUCCAGGAGUGUGGCGGACCCCGGGGGCGACCCCGCGGGCGAUCAGCCUGCCAAAGCCAAUAAAAAAGAGGCACCAGAGGACCCGGUGGAUGCAAGAGAGGAGGGUUCCCUGCAGGAAGAGGCAGCAAAGGAGCCAAAGAAGGAGGCUUCCGCCCCGAAAGAGAGCAGAUCAGAGGCGAGCGAAGAGGCAGAGAUCAGUGAACACAUGAAGGAACUUCAGCCCUCAGACUCCACUGCUUCUGACCCCAAGUCCUUUCUUGGCCUGGACUUCGGUUUCCACAGCCGGAUCUCGGAGCACCUGCUGGAUGUGGGCAUGCUCUCCCCUGUCCUGGAUGGAGCCCGCUGGGAGGCCCAGAGGUUGGGGAGAGAAGACAAGGAUGCCAGCCAGUCCAGCCAAGAUGAGCUGCAGAGCAAGAAGUCCAGAGGCUCGGAGAGGUUGUCUCCUCCUCUUCUGCAUGGGGAGCGGCUCCAGAGCCCCCUUCACAGCCAGGCCACGGAUGAAGGGCCCCCGCAGCCCCUGGAGGAGCAGCUGGAACAGAAGGGGGCAGAGGAGCCUGGGGAGGGCUCUGCAGGCAGCCCCACGCCCCCUGGUUCCCUGCAGAGGGAGGAGAUCCCAAGCCCACCCGCCGCCCACGAGAGGGGCGAGGAGCAGUGCUCCCAGGCUGAGGGGCCGGGCCCUGGGCAGGAUGAGGCCGAGGGGCCCAAGGAGAAGGUGGCGGUCGGCCCCACCCUGCCAGUCUCGCCAGAGGCAGAGAAGAGGGCGUGCCACGCCGGGUGGGGCCACUUGGGGAAGGACCAGGGUUGGCCAGGAGGCCGAAGAGGCGAGAAGGAAGAGCAUAACCCAGAGCCUUCAUUGGGGUUUUCGUGGGAAGCAAUGGGCGAGACAGGGCGAUCUACAGAGCCUGUGGCUCCCCCAGAGCAGCUCUCAGAGGCUGCACUGAAGGCCUCGGAAGAGGCGGUGGCCCAAGGACUCGAGCAAGAGCAGAGGGGGCUCCUGGAGUCCAAGCGAGAGAAGAUGCCGCGGCUGCAGGAGAAGCUGUGGCAGGAGGAGGAGGCGGCGGAGACCCUGCAGCUUCACCGGCAGAAAGAGAAGGCGCUCAGUUCCCUGACGGAGCAGCUGCAGAGAGCCACCGAGGAAGAGGAGAGCCUGGUGAGAGAGCAGGAAGGCCAGAGGCUGUCCCGGCUCUGCGCCCAGGUGCAGUGCAGCGUGGAAGCGGAUGAGGACCAAAUCAGGGCCGAGCACGAGGCUUCCCUGCAGAGGCUGCGAGAAGAGCUGGAGUCUCUACAGAAGGCUGAGAGGGCCAGCUUGGAAGAGAGAAACAGGCAGACGCUGGAGCGUCUCAGGGAAGACAUGGAGGCUUCGGAGAAGAGAGAGCAGGCCGCCCUGAACACGGAGAAGGAGAAGGCCUUGCAGCAGCUGAGGGAGCGGCUAGAAGGGGAGAGGAAAGACGCGGUGGCCGCGCUGGAGAGGGAGCACAGGGAGGAGCUGGAGCGGCUGUCUUCCUCGCUGGAGGCCAAGAACAGGGAGGUGGUCUCCAGCCUCCAGAAGAAGAUGGAGGAAGCUCGUCAGAAAGAGGAGGCCCAGCUGCAGGAGAGCCUUGGGCGGGCGGAGCAGAGAGCUCAUCAGAAAGUUUAUCACGUUCUCGAGUACGAGCAAGAGCUCAGUGGCCUCCUGAGAGAGAAGCGCCAGGAGGUGGAGAAGGAGCACGAGAGGAAGAUGGACAGGAUGAAGGAGGAGCACCAGCAAGUGGUGGCUGAGGCCAGGGAGCAGUAUGAAGCCGAGGAGAGGAAGCAGCGGGCCGAACUCCUGGGGCACCUGACGGGAGAGCUGGAGCGCCUGCGCAGGGCCCACGAGCGGGAGUUGGAGACAGUGAGGCAGGAGCAGGACCGGCAGCUCGAGGACCUGCGGCGGCGGCCCCGGGAGCAGGAAAGGAAACUCCAAGAUUUAGAGGUGGAGCUUGAAACCAGAACCAAGGAUGUCAAGGCCAGAUUGGCUCAGCUGGAUGUCCAGGAGGAGGCCGCCCGGAAGGAGAAGCAGCAGCUCCUCAAUGUGCAGAGGCAGUUUGCGUUGGAGCGCGAGGAAGCCGCAGCCACCCGUCAGCACCUGGAGGAGGCAAAGAAGGAGCACAGCCACCUGCUGGAGUCAAACCGGCAGCUCCGAAGAAUCCUCGAGGAGCUUCAGGCCCGCAAGUUGGAGCUGGAGUCCCAGGUGGAUUUGCUGCAGGCCCAGAGUCAGAGGCUGCAGAAGCAUGUCAGUGACCUGGAGGCCAAAGCUCAGAGGAAGCAGGACUUGCUGAAAGAGCUGGCGGUGGAAGAGAGUGAUGCUUCCUCACGAUUUGAGCCUGAUCUCCACAUUGAGGACCUGAGGAAAUCCCUUGGGGCGAACCAGACUAAAGAGGUAUCCUUUUCCCUCUCCCAGAGCAAGGAGGAGACCGACUUGUCCUUGGACAGCGCCCGGCACUACCUCUCUGCCGAGGGGGUAGCUCUCCGCAGCGCCAAGGAGUUCCUGGUCCGGCAGACGCGCUCCAUGCGGAGGCGGCAGACGGCUCUGAAGGCUGCCCAGCAGCACUGGCGCCACGAGCUGGCCAGCGCUCAGGAGGCGGCCAAGGACCCGCCAGGCACCAAGGCCCUGGAGGACGUGUGCAAGGACCUGGAGGAGGAGACCAGGCACCUGGAUGAGAUGAAGUCAGCCAUGCGGAAAGGCCACGACCUGCUGAAGAAGAAGGAGGAGAAGCUGCAUCAGCUGGAGUCUUCUCUCUGGGACGAGGCUUCAGAUGAAGACACUCUGAGAAGACCCCCCACCAAGAAGGUGGUGACCUUUGACCUCAGCGACCUGGAAGACGGGAGCAGUGACAGUUCCGAAUCCUGCCCCCUGCCUCACAUCAGCCCAACCCCGAGUCCCACUUUCCCCAACAAGAUCCACUACCUGAGCAGCUCCCUGCAGCGGAUCAGCGGCCAGCUCAACGGUGUCCUCAGCGUGCUGGGCAGCCUUAACACCCAGCCUCCGCCGCUUUUCACCUCCACACCCUCUCCGCUCCCCACCCAGGCCUCCAGGAGCACCCCCGCUCCCUCCUACCCCUCCCUGCUCCGGGUCUCAGCCUCAUCCCCGGCUCCACCCACGUCCACCCAGUGGGCCUGGGACCCAGAGCUGGGCCCCCGGCUCUCCUCCUCCGUGGCUCAGACUGUGGACGACUUCCUGGUGGAGAAGUGGCGCAAGUAUUUUCCAACUGGCAUCCCGUUCCUCAGCAGUGGCCCUGCCCCCCUGGAAAACAGGCUGGGGUAUGUGUCUGCCAGUGAGCAGCUCCGCCUCCUGCAGCGUCCCCCCUCCCAAGUCCCCGAGGCGGGCAGCACCAACUUCCAGGACAUGAUCGAGGCUCACCGCAAGUGGCUGGAACAUUACAAGAAUGACCCCAAGUCACAUCUCUUCUCUUCGGUGCCCAAGCCAACGGCUGGUUCCGGCCUCCUGCAGCUGGGCCUGGAUGAGAACAACAGACUGAAGGUGUAUCGCUACUGAGGCCCUGAGCCGGCAGGCAGCCUGGCCUCUCCUGCGUCCAGACCAAGUGUCCGAGUUGCUGCCUGCACUUCACUCCCUCUGAUGAUAAAGCGUUCUCCCGUCCCCUCUUUGCUGCUUGCCUCACUCAGAACCUAGAGGAACCACGGGGAACCGGUGGCAUUGGCAGGGGUGGGGGAAGGAUGGUAUGACCAGAAACAGUAAGCCGCCGCCCCAGACCGUGUAACGCAUCUCGGGCUGCCCUGUGUGACUCCUGCGGGCUGGCAGCACUGACGUGGGGCAGCGGGGACAGGGGCACCUUCGCGAGAAGGUGGCACUGGAGGAGCUGCCUCCUUCCGAGGCCAGGGGACUCCUUUGGAGCGGAGUUGGCCUCUCGGACCUGCAGGGCCUGCUUGGCACUCCCAGGGUCACGUGUGUGGCCCUUAAUUCGCCAGAACAAAGCCCCCCACAGCGUGUCUGUACCCUGGGACCAGGCCCCGUCUCUCUAAUACCUCAGCUGUGUAGAGAUCAGACUUUUUUUUUUAAUGUCCCCUUUCUUGAGUGUUCUCCCUCCUUUUGACUCUCUCAGUAUUGGGCCCAGAGCCCUGCGGGAGGUGGCUGGAGGCUGGGCCUGGAAGUUUUGCUGUCUGUCUGUCUUCCCUCUGCUGGCCCUGGGGCUGACCUCAGGAGCACCCCCUUCCCCUUGCCCAGAGCAUCCCAGCUAGCUUCUCAGGGCUCAAGUACCCAGCUAUCAGGAAGCCAACAAGCCAUAGGAAAAGUCAGGGGUGGCUCUGGUCCUCACCUUGGCUUUCUCUUCCCGGACCACCUUGGGUCUACACGUGGGUCAUUUCCAUCCGUCUUUUCCAGCUGUGCCACCGCCCACCCCGUCCCCCUGCCGCCCCUCCUCAGAGCUUGGAGACUUGUUCUGGAGGAGGUGAGGGGCCUGGCCCUGGCAGGGAGGGACCAAGUGCCAAUGGGAGCUGCUGCCAUUCUGGCACGGCACCCUGCAGCCCCACCUCCCAUCAGUGGGCUCCUCGGGGGGACAUGCAGGGGAUGUUCAACGUCUGCCCCAUUGUUUAAAUACAGUGCCCCCAUUUUCCUUGUCUUGAAAGCUGUGGGGUUGCCCUUGCAUCUCCAGUGCAUAGAAACCAACUCUCCACCAUCCCACCCUCGUUCCUCUGUCACGGGGUAAGAAACUAAGAUCUCAUACGUUACAACCAACUCUAGUGACAAUCCUGUGUUUUUUACGUCAAUUAAAUCGCUGCAGGUCCAGUUGCUACAA